Metopolophium dirhodum (rose-grain aphid) is the source of this 2403-nucleotide messenger RNA. RefSeq names its product zinc finger protein 120-like. The record is from RefSeq and is a predicted model, not a curated record. The transcript is spliced from 4 exons. Bases 564 to 1523 code for a protein of 319 amino acids. Gene Ontology annotation, biological process: regulation of transcription by RNA polymerase II. NCBI's taxonomy places the organism in Eukaryota, Metazoa, Arthropoda, Insecta, Hemiptera, Aphididae. Gene Ontology annotation, molecular function: RNA polymerase II cis-regulatory region sequence-specific DNA binding; DNA-binding transcription factor activity, RNA polymerase II-specific. Gene Ontology annotation, cellular component: nucleus.
CCCUAAAGUACCAACUAGAUUCAUUUUUCCAUCGAACAAAAUACUGAAGUUGAAAAUCGAAGCAUUUUAUCGACAACUAAAUCGUAUACAGACUCAAAAAUAAAAAAUAAAAAAUAAAAAUAAAAAACAUCGCAUGUUGAGGAGUAUGAUAUAGGUAACUUAACAAGCACUGUCUACCGCCAUUACUGCUGUUCUCUUAUCAAUACAAUACUGCUUAUACAUAACUAUUAUCGUUUUUACUAAUUUUUACCAGAAAAUAUAAUUUAUAUUUUUUAAAUAUAAUAACAAAAAAUUAAAAAUUGUAUAAAAAAUUACGUAAUGCUAUUUUAUAACUCAUUUGUUAUUUGUCGUCAAUUUUAAUAAUUGUUGUAUUUUUCUACUAGUUUUUAGUUUUUAAUGAUAUUUAUUAAUUGUUAAUCCAAAAGGUUUUAUAAUAACAAUAUGAAAAACAAAUUCGUAUUAGAAUUAAUGUUUCCUUAAUUGUUAGUAUUAAAUUUUUAUGAAGUUUCACAAUUUACAUUAGCUUUACAUUAAUCUGUAAAAUGUAAUGAUUUCUUACAAUUAUGAACUAUUUAAAUCAAUAUAAAAUCCCUACACUAAACGCAAUGCACCAAAAUCCUUUUUCUAAUUCAUCAAAUAAAAAUUGUUCACCCCGUUUUCAUCACCCAACAACCCCAACUAUAGUUGACCGCAUUGUUUUUCCACAAAUGGUUAACGAUGUCAGGUACCAAUCAAGUAAUAUAUUUGAUCCUAGACAUUUAGAUCUACAAAACACGUUGAAAUUAGAUACUCAUUUCAAUGGUAAUGUGGAUUUUUUUAAAAAUCAUGACAAGAAUGAGUUCUAUGACAAUUAUAGAUAUGUGGACACACAGUUACCUUCAAAACAAAAUUCUUAUAAAAAUUCUAGUCGCUCACAGGUUCUUGAAGUUAAAGCAAGGAUAUCAGUAGACGUAUCUACUAUGACCGAUCCUUUGACUUUAGAAGAACAAGAAAGGCUCGGUCAAUGGGAAGGUUUUGCUGCUGUACAGUCUGGUAACAAAGUUGCUGAAUACUUGACUAGUCUGAGAGAAUUUCUUAAGUUAUCUCCACCACAAGAAGGAAAACGAAGACAAGGAUUGGGUGAUGUUAGAAUAGUUACAUCACCUGAUGGUUCUCGGCUAUAUUGCUGUUCUGAAUGCUUAAUGGCAUACACGGAUAAAACAGUUUUGGAACAUCAUUUAGCUAAUCACAAGGUAGAGCGUAGAUUUAUAUGUAUGGAAUGUGGAGCUGGUUUGAAACGAAAAGAGCACUUAGAUAGACAUCAAUUAAGUCAUAGUGAUCAGAGGCCAUACACCUGUGCAGCUUGUCCAAAGACCUUCAAACGUAAUGAACAUUUAGCUCGACAUUAUAUUGUACAUUCUGGAGAAAAAGCACACGUCUGUGUAGAGUGCGGAAAAGCAUUUUAUCGUCGUGAUCAUUUACAAAAACAUGUCCAGGGUCAUAUUACUAAAAGACUCAAAGCGGUAAUCAAUGCUGUUGUUUAAUCAAAAUAAUAAUUAGUUUAAGCUCACAUAAUUAUAGUGCCUUUCUUUACACAUCUAGUCAUUGUUAUUAAUCUGUGUAUUAUUCUGAAUAUAUUAGUGAAAUAUUUUAACUCUGAUUUAAUUGAACUAGGGAAUAUUUAAUUGUUUAAUAUAUAAUAUUUUAAAGCCAUCAAAUUUAAUCUAGAAAUAAUAUUAAAAUAACAUCAAUUAUUUAAGAUAUUAAAUUUUAUUUUAAACGUUGGUUAUUAGUUUGCAGUAUAUGCAAUAUAAACAUUUGAUGGUUGACAAUUAUACAGGACAAUUAAUGCUCAAUGGUUUAAUUAACUAAGAGAAGAGGGGUUUUAUCUGGCAGAUUUUUGGAUAGAUAAUAAUACAAUAUUUGGAUAAUUAUUUACAAUUGGCAUCUUUAACUAUUGCAAUUGACUCCUGGAACAAUUUUAUGAACACUGAAAUGUAGUUCCAAAUAGUAUUUAGUUUGGUGUAAAUAAAUAUUAACUAUGAUAAAACUUUUUAUGGAUUAAGUUAAUUAGUUUCGAAAAACUAUUGUUAAUUUGUAAUAACAAUUUUGUAUAUUUUAAAAUAUGUUAUUAACAAAUGAUUAAAAUUGCCUAAGACCAUACAUAAUUAUUAUUUAUAACAUUUAAAAACUAAAGCUAUAUCUUAUUAGAUUCUGCAAUAGUUGUGUUUUUUUACUUAGUGUUUUAAAAUUUGUUAAAUAUUUUGUUAUGUUUUUGUCAUAUUAUUAUUUUAGUUACCAUAAAUAUUAUGUACAGUUACCUUAUCUGAAAUUAUUGUGUAAUACUAUAUUAGUUCACGUAUUAUGUAUUUAAAUUUUAAGUAUAUGUUUAUAAUACAAAUUAUAAAUGUUUAUUCGUUUAAA